This is a messenger RNA of Helianthus annuus (common sunflower), 1418 nucleotides long. RefSeq lists its product as uncharacterized. Lineage: Eukaryota; Viridiplantae; Streptophyta; Magnoliopsida; Asterales; Asteraceae. The record is from RefSeq and is a predicted model, not a curated record. Bases 5 to 1177 code for a protein of 390 amino acids. The transcript is spliced from 2 exons.
AAACAUGCCUAAAUCCGAUACUAAACCUGAAUCCUCAAAUCCGAAACCCACUGCUCUUCACCCAGCCUAUUCUUCGGUUACCAACAUAAUUGCCAAAAUCCGUACACUAGAUGGUACGAAUGUCACCUACUCCAACUGGGUUAAGCUUUUUAACCUUCAUGUAACUGCCUACAAAGUCGCGAACCAUAUAGAUGGCAGCCCACCUCCUGCAAAGACAGCUCCAGAGUACGACCUAUGGAAGGAACUUGAUGCCCUUGUGAUGCAGUGGAUCUUCAGUACUGUAUCGGAUGAUAUUCUCAAACACAUCAUUGAUAACAAUACUUCAGCAUGUGAUGCUUGGGCCAAGUUGGAGAAAAUAUACCUUAGCAAUAAAAAGGCACGGGCUGCUGCACUCGAGACAAAAUUCUGCAAUAUGACAUUCGGUGCUUGUGCUUCUUUAGAUGCUUAUUGUCAAGAACUUCAAAGUCUGGCCGCCCAACUCGCCGAUGUUAAUGAACCCGUCUCUGACUCUCGGUUGGUGUUACAGCUGGUUCGUGGGCUUCCUCCCGAGUACAACACCACUCCUUCUUUCAUUAACAACAAAGAUGCUGAUUGGGACCUCGCCAUCUCUCUCCUAAAAGAUGAUGCCAUUCGUAUUGAAGCACAAAAAGGGGCUGCAUCUUCAGUAUUGAUAGCGCCGACCACCACUACACCUUCUGCUCCACAGUCGGCCUCUGACCGACCACCCGAACACAACAGCAGCAACCCGACCCGGGGACGCGGGCGCGGCAGAAACGGCUCCAGGGGCGGCGGCGGCUACAGUAAUAGGGGCGGCUCAUCAGGCUACGGUCGAUCUUUCUGGACUGCCGGUAACCUUUCGGCCUACAACUCUCCAUACCCGAAUUGGGCCUGGUGGACCACACCCCCAUGCCCUUAUCCAACACAGAACAACUGGCGGCCCAAUGCUCCUCCUUCUCAGACCGCACCACAACAGUCCCCGACCCACUUUGCCGGGUCAGGCCAUUACUCAUCUCCUCAGUUCGGGCCACAACAAUAUGGGUAUGAUGCGCUGUGCCCCUCUGAUUUAAGUGAAGUGUUUAAUAAUUUGCAGAUGAACUCGAACGCCUCAUGGAAUAAUGACAUUAUGGAUACUGGAGUAGGCUCGCACUCGGCACGCGAUCCAGGAUCUCUUCACUAAACGGACUCUUUCAAGACACAACAGUACCGGGGACCUCUAUCCUUUCACUCCGCCUGAAUUACCUCCACAAGCCUGCUUCAUCACCACACCAUCCCUUCCUUGGCACGAGCGUCUCGGCCACCCCGGGACUCAAGUUUUAGAUUUAUUACGUCGUACAUUUAAUUUUUCAUGUAAUAAAGACACUUUGUCUCAUGUUUGCAAUUCUUGUCAACUUUCAAGUAGUAAACGUUUACCCUUUUCC